Molecule: messenger RNA, 574 nt
Organism: Paramecium primaurelia
Lineage: Eukaryota; Ciliophora; Oligohymenophorea; Peniculida; Parameciidae
Source: the annotation of a GenBank genome assembly
AUGGCUAACUAAACUCAAAAAAUAUAAUACGAUUAAAAUUAUUAAGUAGUGAAUGAAAACAAUUCUGAUUUACCUAUAAUGGCCUUCCUAAACAGAUAAAAUAAAUAAAGAGUAAAAAAACACUUAAAUAGUAAACAAUAUGAUCAAUAAGUAAAUUUGUAUAUUUAUUUAUAGAAUUGUGAAUUUUAAGUUGAGGUUAUAAAUUACAAAACUAUAGAAAAGUAAUUUACUAUCUACUAAAUUAAAGUGAUAUAUGGUUCACUUUAUUGGGUAUUCUAAACAAGGUAUAGUUUGUUAGAGGAUUUAAAUUCCAAACUAAAUAAAUAGAUAGUUUAACGAUUAGAAAAGUUUCCUGAGAAACGAAUUUUUGGGAAUUUAGAUUAAUAAUUUAUACUUAAACGUAAAGUAUAAAUAGACUUAUACCUUAAAGUAAAUAUUAGUAUAUUAAAUAUAGAGUUUGUUUAAAUAAGGAAGGAAUGAAAAAGCAGUUAAAGAAUUCAUUAAAUAAUCAUAAAAAGCUGCUAUAGAAAUAAAUGAUCCAUGUGAAUUGAAACAUUUUAAAUUAGACUCUUGA